AUGCCCAAAAGAAAUAGAUCGAGGUCAAGCUCUUAUUCACGCUCUCGUUCUCGUUCUAGAUCGUCGUCUUCAUCAUAUAGUAGCUCUCCUUCUCGAAGCCCAUCUCCCACAUCAAGAGCUAUGGUUCCUAUGCCAGAUCCAGAUUCAUCUUUAGUUGUAGACUUUCUUCACUCAUUUCAGGAAUCUAAUGCUGCGAGAUCAGAUAAAAUUGACUCAAGAAUUUAUAUACUGCUGAUUUCAAAUACCUUUAUAUCUUUAAUAUUUCUGCUCCAGUUUUAUAAUUCAUAUUUAUUAUCACACUAUAAAGAAAUGGCAUGGAGAUUAACUACAGUUAGAAUAUCGAUAAUUUGCCUACAGACACAGAUGAAGCUGAAUUCACUGACACUUUUAUAUCCUCUAUGAGAGCUUUAGGACUUAUAACUCGCCAAGGUAGCCCUUUAUUAAAUUCGUGGCGACCUAAAAAUAGCACAUUUAUUUUUUUCGAUUUCCGCAGCGUAGAAGAAGCUAAUAAUGCUCUAACACUCCAAGGAAUGACCUAUAGAAGCAAAGAAAUAAAAGUUUCCAGGCCCAAACACUAUACAGGCUCUCAGCCAAUGAAUGCAAAUGCCAUGAGCACACUUUUUGGAAAUUACGCCAAUAAAAAUAUCCAGAAAAUGCCUUUAGAAGAAAUUUGCAAAAAAAAUCUUCCAAGCACGAGAAGAAUAGAUCCAGUGACAAAAGUUUUAGUUUUGAGGAAUAUUAUAACUGCCUCAGAAAUACAAACAGAUACAGAAUAUUUAGAUAUUAUAAGCGAUCUCAGAUUUGAGCUUGAAAAGCAUGGAACUAUUUUAUCUUUAAGUGUGCCAAGGUGUGGGGAAAAGGGGAUUGGGAAUGUUUAUGUAGAAUAUUCAAACGUAACUGAGGCAUCAAAUGCAAGAAAAAUAAUUGCAACGAAAAGAUUUGCAGGAAAAUGGGUUGAUGUUAGAUUUUUCCCUGCUAUCAUGUACGAAAAUAAAGAUUUCAGGGAGUCAUGGGAAAUUAAUGCUAUAACUAAUACUUAA
Messenger RNA from Blepharisma stoltei, 1040 nucleotides. NCBI's taxonomy places the organism in Eukaryota, Ciliophora, Heterotrichea, Heterotrichida, Blepharismidae. The record is from the annotation of a GenBank genome assembly.